This is a messenger RNA of Chiloscyllium plagiosum (whitespotted bambooshark), 535 nucleotides long. Lineage: Eukaryota; Metazoa; Chordata; Chondrichthyes; Orectolobiformes; Hemiscylliidae. The record is from RefSeq and is a predicted model, not a curated record.
AUGGCGGACGGAUGUGUACAGGGACUGAGUGUCCGUGAUGAAGAUGAGGCAUUGGGGACCGGGGAACCAAAAGUCAUGCAGGAGGUCGAGUGCGUGGGUGGUGUCCCGAAUGUAUGUGGGGAAAUCCUAGACCAAGGGGGAAAGGACGGUGUCAAGAUGGCAGAAGGCAUACCAUGUACUCAUGAAGACAUCAUAAAAUUACUUGAAGAUACACGGGUUGAAUUAGAAGAAAUGUUAAAUGAGUUGGAGAUGUUGUCAGUGCAAGCAACUUGUAUGACCUAUGACAUAGUUAUCCUACGUACAGACCCUUCCGUUGUGGAAUCAAUGAUGCGAUUGAAUGAAGCAUAUCUGAACUGCAAAGAGUCAGUGGCAAAGGACUACAUGGAAAUGCUAACUGAACCUAAAAAAAAUGAGUCAGAAACUGUUUGACACAAAAAAAAGCAUAAUCAUUUAAAUUUUGCAUUCUGUAUUCUGCCAUUUUUGACUCACUAAUGUUGUUACUUAUUCAGUGGAUCCAGCACUAUUCAACUUGGUG